Messenger RNA from Xyrichtys novacula (pearly razorfish), 11203 nucleotides. The record is from the annotation of a GenBank genome assembly. NCBI's taxonomy places the organism in Eukaryota, Metazoa, Chordata, Actinopteri, Labriformes, Labridae.
AUGGGGGAUGAGAGCAGCCUGACCCGGCAGAUAGAGAGUGUGGAGAGGAGUAUGGUCUUCCUCAGACAGGAGCACCUCACUCUGCUCCACGGCCUCCACCUGGAGAUCCUCUCCCUGCAGAAACGAUGCUCAGGUGAGGGACACACUACAGUCAAGCCGUGUAUGCUGCAUUCACCCAAAGAUAUUUUAUCCCUAGUGCAUAUGUUUGAGUGUGUGUGUGUGUGUGUGUGUGUGUGUGUGUGUCUUUGUCUGUUGGGGAGCAAAGAAACUUUAAUGUGACCCCUAAAGAGGGCUCAAACCAUCAGGUGAUGCUUUUUAGAGUAUUGGCUGUAACAAUUUGCCACAAUGAAUCCUGUAAAACUCAAAUCAAAACAUUAGUCUGGUUGUCUUAAUUGUCAAUAUAUCCUCCCAGAUAUGUAUUUAGACUGGUACCAUGGUGUAGGUGAUAUACAGAUCCCAGAAUACAUGAAAUUUACUGCCAAUAAGGCCAAAUGUGAUGAAUAAAAUAGAUGUCAUAUGAGAAGCAAUUGUCACAUUAUUCAAGGAUUCAAGAAACUUUAUUUGUCAUACCCCACACCUUUGACAGACUGUGGUAUGAAGUUAGUACCCAGAUCCGAUUCCAAGCCAAGAAUAAAAGUACAAUACAAUAAAUAAAAUAUAAUACAAUAGCUAAGAUACAAUACAUGCUCUAUAUAUUAAAGAUAUAAAGAUAUUUUUCCGCCUUUCUUUGGAUUAUUUUAUUUAAUUUUAUGCAUCUUGUUUGUCAGAAUCUGUUUCUCUGUGAAGCAGCAAGAAGGAUGAGAUUAACUCUCAUUUGAUGGACCGUAUUACCCAUAUUUUAUUUUGGCGGGAGCACGUUAUUCACAGUCUCCUCUCAAUUUGAGUGCAAAAGUGGUCUUAUUGUUCCUCCGUUUUCCUCGUGUGCAGGUUUUUGUGUGUGUUUAUGUGUGUGUUCACCAUCAAUCAAUGCUAGACAGUGACUACAUGAUGAUGUCAUGCCACACUUCCUGUAGAUUGCAUCAUUUCCUGAUUCGAGCCUAAUGGAUAUGAUGCCAUUUAAUCAAGGCAGGGAGCUCGCGUGAACAAACACACACGGACACACGCUCAAUUAUUCGUGAGAGUGGUGGUGGUCGAGCUAAUGUGGUUUAUAUCCUGAAGGUUUUCCUCAGUGUUGCAUAUCCAAACUCACAUCCACAUUAACUUAACCUGGUUAUUAUUUAACUUUGACCAUGAAACCCGAACAUUUCACCUUGUAGAGGUCAGCUCUGUGUCUGCGCUGUGAAGGGAUUUGCUCUGAUAUCAGUUAACUGUUUGUUGGAAAUAUAGUAAAUGUUGAUGCAUGCUUACUCCCAUGCAAAUCACACACACACACACACAGUAUGCACUUAGAAAGAUCUGCACCCCCAUAUCCAUCAUGGUUAAUCCAUUGAUCCUUUAGCCUUAGUAAUCCAUACAAGCAGGAUUGCAGAUAACAAAUAGAGGAGAGGAGAGAAGGGGAGGGGUGUUGUGUUUCUAUUUGCGUGUUUGUUUGUGUGUGUGUGUGUGUGUGUGUGUUAGAGAGACAGGGAGAGAGAGAGAUGGGAUGAGUUGGCUCUGAGCCAGUGUGACUGGUUGAGUAGAAAAAGACCCUCCAUCAAUUACAGCUCUGUGGCUCUAUCACAUCUGGUCAAUGAAGCUGUGGAUGUGUGUUUGUGUGUGUGUGUGUGUGAGUGUGUGGUUUUUCGAGAGAGAUGAACAGUAAGAAAAAGCACCAACAAGAAAGGAGUGUGUGAGUGCAUUUAUCUGUUUACUCCAAUAGAGUCCUAUUCCGACGGGGGUGCAAUCACAGAUUUUUUCAUCAUCUGCACCGAGUAAUAAAUACAUUAAUGCUCACAAGAAGUCAAUAUCAGUGUCCCAACCUGCAGUAAAAGUGGUAUUUUUCAAAAAUGAUUGAUAAACUCAUAAGAAGUCUCUACUCUUCACAUGAAGACAUUAUACGUAGGACACCUUACUCUGAAAAAGACCCCGUGUUCAGAUUUGACUCAGAUUUGAUCUGAGUGGCCUGAGGGUCUUAUGAGUACCAGAUCAAAUUUUUUUGCCAGCUCUCAUAGAUUAUUUAGAUAAGAUACGAUAAGAUAAGAAAAACGUCAUUGAUCCCCAAAAGGAAAUCCAAUAUUAGCAAAGUUUGAAGCAACAUCUUUGACAAACACCUUAAGUGUACUGAUGUGUGGUGUAGCCAGGGUUCAAGCAGCAGUGAUAAACAAGUCUUUGGACUCUGAACUGUAUUCCUACAGAGAUAAUGUAGGCUGAUUUGUUCAUUGUUGUGUUAGUUUUUUAUAGUUGUAAAACUCGGGCAGGAGCGUCAUCUGCUAAACACCAAGUUUUGAUAUACAUUAAUAUAUAUUUAUUGUUUUAUUUCAAAAAUAAUUUAUUUUCAAGUUUUGGCACAUCCAAAGUGCAUCUUUACAGUGCCUGUAUGGAUGUGAAUGUGUCAUCCUUAUUAUUUUGGUAGUAUAUUGCGCUGAUUUCUCAUUGCUGUAAAAGUAAAGUGGGCCAUAUGUAGAGCCUUGAGGGACUCCAUGCUCAAAUUUCUAAGACUGAGUGGAAUAAUUUAGAUAAAAUAGUAUCCUACAGAUAAAACUGUACAUAGCUUAGUUAUCCUGAUGCAUAAAAAGAAAACCAUACCAAAGUCCAGAUCAGUUUUAGGUGCGUAUAACACACUCUCAAAGAAGAACAACAAAAUAUCCGGUAAAACAUGAUGUGAAAAUCAACAAAGAAAACAGGAAGUACCAAACCCACCCCUACUGUCUUCAUCUGCCCCCUGCCUCACAACUGAAUAAGUAAAAAUAAUAAAACUACACCAUAUUAUGUCUUCAGCUGACCAACCUACACAAAUCGCACCGGCUUAAUAAAAUAGGGUUCAAACCAGGCUAGUACUAUUACAGAAAAUCAGAUCCUCUUACUGUCCUUCUAGCUAUAAAUACUCUGAGCCAGACUGUGUUUAAUGCAACAAUUCUAUUUUGUUUUAUCAAGACUGAAAUUUAAAUGACUGUCUCUCUGAACAGUAAGAAAAGUAUUGUCUGCUCUGUGGUCUGUAACAAAUCUGUAGAACUUGAAAACAACAGCUUGAAGGCACAUUGUGUCUGGGAUUUAACGGGAUUAUUUAGCUAUGUUUGGAAAGAGUAGACUCUAGAUCGAAACAUGCUCCCCUUCUGCCACAGAGGGGACGUUGGCCUUUAUCUGAUAAACCCCCUGAGAUGCAUCAGCUCAUUAUUGAAGGGAUCAUAAAAGUAAGUACAAUUCUCUUUAAUCAAAGAUGUCUGUCUGUAUGAGUACUUUUAAGCACAAGUACUACUCUUUUCUUCAUUGUCCAAUCAGUGCACUUCGUACAGACUCACACUCAAAAAAACAUUUGUGGUACGAGUUUGUCUGUUCUGUGCUAAAACAUAACAGUGCAAGAGGGUCAACUCCUUGUGAAAAUAUAAAUGGCCUCCUUAUGAAUCAGCAGAAGCAAAUUUACUGAUAAUUACUGAUAUUUUAUUGAGAUAAGGUCAGGUUUCAAAAAGUCUUUUCUGCCAAUUGUCACAAAAAACAACAACAAUACACUGUACCAUUAAGUCCAGGAAGGUGGUUGUAAUAGUAGCACUCUUAGUUAAAACUUUUAAAAGCAUCUUGUAGUUCAAGUUUUUUGUGUUGUGUCAGUUUGUGACUUUGUUUUACUCCUUCAGUGACUGGAAGAAGGCAUGGAUGUUGGGGAAAGAAUAAAUAGAUCCAUCAUUUUUCAUCUGACCUGUUGAGGUCAAAUCCAAUCAUAGUUCUGGGCCCUGUCAUUAGCUUGCAACACUAACCUGCUGUGAGGGAUCAGGAGUUCGCCUGUGCCAUCAGAUGGAGAUCCAGGGUCCUGUUACAGUGUUGCAAAUGUGUUUUACAGUUUUUCAUCUGAGUCUUUAGUUUUUAGCUCUUAAGUUUUGUGCUCUCAAGAUGCAUGGCUGUAUCUUCCUGAGCACAGUGGAUGAAUAGAUGCUCUGCUAAGGGAGCUUGUUGUUGUUAAAUUACUCUCCAACUUAAAGCACUCUGCGUCUUCCAAAGAACAUUUUUCAAAGUUAAGACACAGCAAAGAAAUUUUAUUUUUUAAUGAUAAUGCAUCAGAUUUCAUAUAGCGCUUUAUCAGAGACCCUCAAAGUACUUGACAUUGGAUACAUCAUUCAUUCGUUCAUACAGUCACACCCUCCUGGUGGUCGUAAACAACCUUAGUAGUCACAGCUGCCCUGGCGCAGUUUGCACCUAUGGCCUCUCCGACCACCACUACACAACACUCACAAUCAUACACUAGUGAAGAACACACACUGGGAGCAAGGUGGGUUACGUGUCUUGCCCAAGCAAACAACAGACAGACUAGGGAUAGAGGGGAAUCGAACCGCUAACGUUCCGGUCAUUGUACGACUACUCUACCUCUUGAGCUACUGCCAUAACUCCAAAACUCUAUGGAAAUGGUCCUAGCCACCCAGGUCACUAGGUUACUACUGUCCACUCACUCUCUCAAAGUUAUCCAGCUCUCCAAGUCUUUAUUUCCAUCAAAGUCCAUAGAAACUAAGGUGACUGUGGAGGAUGGCUGUGAGGCUAGCUCCUGAUUGGCUAAUCCACUUAGCAGGUGAGCAGUCAGAAAGGGUGCAGUGAGAUUGGGUAACAAUGCUGCUGUGCACAUUAGAUCUCUUUCUGUACUGCUGACCUUUAUUGUAUCAUUGCGUCUCCUCAUUAGCAUAAAGUCUCCUUGUAACCACCAACUAAAUCAAUUUUCAUCCUGGGUUCAUGAAAUGGGGUCUUUUUUUCUGCAAUAUCAUUUCUUUGUUUGUUGUAUAAAUCAAUUAGAUGUGUGUGUGUGUUAGUGUGCUUGAAGAUGUCUUUUCUAUUCAGAGUUCAGCCUUGAAAGAUAAACCUUGAAUGCUCGGUGAGGCCGUAGGAGAUAAGUCUGACCUACAAAGAGUUUCUCAUUCUGGAUGCUGCAAUGUGCUGAGCACUUCAUUUUCAUUGUUUGAGUGUUGUUUUAUGAAAAAGUUCCUCGAGCCCGUUCCCUGCAGUUAAAUUAACAACAUUGAGGCUCCUGGCAGUUGUUAACAAAGAUAAUUAUAACAAAAAUAAGCAUCUGAGCAGUCAGCUUAAUAUUAGAAACAUGAAAACAGAUAGGCUAUUUCUCUGCCUCUCUCUUUUCUCCCUCACCAUCCUCAUCUCUGCUGUGUCCUUUCAUGACUGCUGCAUGGCGGGGUGUAUUAUGCUGACUGCAGAGAAGGAGGAGAAAGGGUGUGACAGGGAGCGCAGGCAGAGAGGAAAGGCCAGGGAUAGGAAAGCUACUGUUUCACACAGUCAAAACGUAUUCUCACACAAUCAAAAAGUAUUCUCACGCAAUCAAAAAGUAUUCUCACUUUAUUUAACUACGCAUCCUUUUUAUGUCAUUUGUGGUCAGUGGAAAGUCACUGAUUUGAAAUAUUACAUAUAUUUCACCAAGCUGUUUGAACAGACUCAUUUUCUCUGCUUGGGUAAAUUAAAUUAAAAAUAAAUUAAAACUCCAUAAAGCCCACAAAGUUACUUGUGUCAAUCACAGGCACAUUUCUGUGUUUGACUGUUGUGCUGAGAGAGUAAGUCCUUCUGCAGUGAGGCCUGUAAGAAUGACUGACAGGUUUGACAUGACCAGCAGUCUGACCCUGUCCAACCCUGUCAGAGGCUCUUAGCUGAACUAUUUUUGUCUGGCACAGUAUAAAAAAAAAAACUCACAACCACUGAGUGGGGAAAAAACGAUGUUCUCAAAUCCAUUGGUUUCUGUAUUACACUGAUAUGAGAUUAAAUUCAUUCUGUAUUUGAACAGCGAGUGAACCAGAUUUUGUGUCAUGUGAUAUUUAGAUAAUCCUAACCACAGAGAUCCCGUUUAGCCCUAUUACUACUGUAGAAUAAUACUAAUAAAAAAAAAACUUAAAAAUACAAUUAUGGGUGUAGCAGAAGCUGUUUUAGUUGUCUUCUUCAGCCUUGAAAAAAAGGGGUGCAGAUCAAGUCAGUAUUGGGUCAGAAUUUGGACGUCAUCUAAUGACCAAAAUAGAUCAAAUAUUUAGACGUCAGUAUUGGACCUCAUUUCAAAGUUAAAUUGAUGUCCGCAUUUGUGCCUCAUUUGGACGUGUGAGUGUAGUCCGCCAAGGACCAAAUCUCGACGUGCAAAAUAGAUCCAAUAUUUAGAUGUCAGUUUUUUUUUUAAUUCUGCACCUGAUUUCGACGGCAUCAAGAAGUCGAUCAGACAUCUAGACCACGUCAGAAAUGGACGUAAAAAAACUUUCAUUCUGCACCUGAUUUCGACAGCAUAAAGACGCCGAUCAGAUGUCUAGACCAGAGCAGAUAAAAAAAAAAAAUCAUUCUGCACCUCCAGAGGACCUGAUUUCGAUGUCAGAAUUGGAUGUCAAGAUGACAUCUGAAAAAGACGUCAAAAAAACUUUCAUUCUGCACCUUCAGGAGACGUGAUUUAGACAUCGAAAAAUUACGUUAUAUAGACGUCAUUUCGACGUCGCAUUACAACCCUGUAUUACUCACCGGAGGACAUCACCUCAUUUUAUAAAUAGUGAAGGAAAUCACUCGGGGAAAUGUGUGUUGACAAGUCCUCCAUGACAAAGAAACAUCUUGUCUCCAUCAAUGUGCUGAAUGUAUGAAAAAAUAGCUGUGAAAAUGUUCGAUAGUCUGUCACAAACACAGUGUGAAGUGUUAUUCAGCUGCAUCAUGUGUUCUCAUAAAUGGGUCCCUGCCUAGUUUAUGCAACAAGAACUUUUUACUCUAUUUUUAGGUUCCUAUUUAUUUGGGUUUGCAUUACCUUGUGGAACUCAGUGAAAAGAUCUAAUUAUACUCGUGUGUUUUAUUAAGGUAACAGUGCAGGAUUAUUCCUCUAGUGUGACAAAAAAUGUAACAGGACAUCACUGGCCGAGCAUCUGACUGGCCGUCUUUGAUGUAAAGUUUCAGAGUUAGCCUCAUAAAUUAUGCAUGCCCUCACUGAAAAUAUGCUGGAAACUGCAUCAAGCAUCUGUUAUGUUAACCAGCCGCAACCGCAGCAAACACAAAGUGUCAGCACGUGGCUUUAAUAAGACGUUUCAGCGUGAUUAUGUUUAAGCUCUAACAAGAUGACAUCAUGACUCGGCUUUCUUCAUAUCAGCUCAUUCACAUGUUUUUCUCUCUCUCUCCUGUUUUUCAGAGUUAACAAGCGAGCUGAAGGUGAAGCCUCCAGGCAGAAGCCAAAUAGGUAUGUUUUUAAAAAACGUUUUGAGCUCAGAUCCUCCCUCUUAAUCGUCAUUGUAUCUUCUUUGCCCACUUCUGUUAGGGAUCAGUAUUCCAUCCUAGCCUGGCUUAGGUUUCCCUUGUGCAUUAAAGGCAAAAAGAUAAACACAUUUACACCAGUCUGUUCUUGUUUUAUACACCCUAUCCCCCUCUGCCUGUAUCCCUCUGUAUCCUCACACCCUGUCAUCCCCCAGGGAAAAGAUCCUUUGUCAGCCACCCAUCCUUCUCUCUCCCUCUCUCUCUCUCUCUCUCUCUUUCCACAAUGACAUGCAGGAUACAGGCCAGACUAUCAUUGCAAUCCUCCCUGUUUUUUUCCAUAUGUGUUUACUAGCUCUUUUCAUUCUUGGGAACUAUUUUUCCUGUGUGUGUAGAUCCAGCAAAGACAGCUUGCCUCAACAGAUUUAGCUCACAGCUGACAUUAGCAGGACUCCUUGAAGAGUCUUGAUGCAGGGAUGCAGAGAUAGACACCAUUUUGUCACAGCGAAUUAGAGACAGACUGAAAAAAAAGAGAGAAGUCAAAAGGCUGUGCGAACAUGUUGUGGAAUCAAGCUCGGCUGCAUUACUCAGCCAUAAAACCCCUUAUUCUUUUUUUAAGGACAGGUUAUCCCCCAAUCCAUCAAUCAAUAACGCCAUGGCCUCUCCGCUAUUCUCCUCCCAGCCUGACGAAUUGAUCCAUCCGCUUUUUCUUUCCCUGCUCUCACUUUCCCUCCUGGUUGUCCCAGAGGGGGUGUCCACUUACAGACUUUGCUGAGAACAAGAGAGACGUGGAGCCAGGGAAAUAAGAGAGAGAGAGAGGAAGAGGUGGAAAGAGAGUAAAGAGGCAAUGAGAGGUAGCAAAGAGAGCGAUAAAAGGAUGCGGUCAGCUGCAGACACAGAGGAGGGGGUUAUGGGAGGAUAUGAAGAUGCUGUAGUCUAUAGUUAGCAUAUGAGAAAGAUCUGGGUGUGGUGAUGGGCGACAGAAGUCUUGAGACUUAAUAAAAACCUCUGAGGAUCCAUCCUGAAAAACAGAGAAAGAAAGGGAGAGUCAAGUGAAAGAAGGAGAAAGAUAACAUGACAGAAAAAAAGCAAUGCAGAUGGGUAAGACUGAAGAAAACCAAGCUAAAAAGACAACUGAGAAAGCAAGAGUGAGUGACAAAAGAGGGGAAAAAGCACAAAGAAUGAAGCAGCUUUAACCUAAAACCUUAAGCUUUUAUCAAUGAAGCACCUUAUUACAUUAGGCCUUAUAUGGAUUCAAGGAUUUAAAGUUACACCCUCAGGGCUCACCAAACCUCCCUCCACCUUCUGGGAUUCUCCUGCCCAGCAAACCUGACCUAUUUCUGUUGGAUAAGGCGUCACCGCCCGCCUUCUGUGGAUAUAAUCUCCUCCUCUGGCAAGCUGCGGCUCAGUCAGCCCUAAGGUUGCUGCUCUGAGUUUUUUAUCCACACCUCCCUCUGCUCAAGGGAGUAUUUCAGAAAUGAAAGAGCACAGGGAUUGUCUGCAGAGGCAGAAAAGACGGAACAAUAGACAGUGAGCUGCGUCAAACCUGACCUCAGCUAGAGAGGUGAAAGUUCAAGAGGAGGGUAGGCCUGAAGUGCAAGUGCGUCAUCUACCAGAGCACUGACUGUAUGUAGAGUUGGAUUUUAUGGAUUUUUAUCUCCUCUGAUUGUUCACUGUUGAAAAUCCUAAACACCAGACUUUAGAGAUCAGACAUAUUGAGCUGGUGAUGUGUUUUGAACACAGCAGGGCUCAGCUGGUGAUGCUGUUAUACUGUGUGCCCCUUCUGCUAACUAGAUAUAGACCGAUUAAUUGGGCUGACUAAUGGCUUUUUGAAACAAUUACCAGUGAAAAAAAAAAAAUCUCCAGACACUGCAGGCAGCAUAGUCAGUCAAGCAUUUCUGCCCCUCCCCUCAAUAAUGACAUGCUUUACCUAUCCCAGUGUCUGCAUAUGAAAUCUAAAACAGUGACUGGUUAGUGCUAAACAGAAAAACGCUGUUAUGAUAUAUAAAUGAAUGCAGCUAUAGCAUGAUCUAAUGUAUUUCUGUAUUUCACAAAGUAAUAAAAGAUUCAUCUUAAACAUGUUACUUGCAAAGAGAAGCAUGUUUAUGAGGGCUGUAGUGUGUUGGGAAUAAUGGGUUUGAUUAUGAUAAAUAGUAUCAUAAUAUUGCUGAAUAUGGUCCAUUCUGACAUCCAUGACUCCUUUAAUGCCUUUUGUAUCAUAUUUGAUACAUUCUUCUAUCAAGUCAAUAUGAUCAGCAAAUUACUAAAAAAACACCUGAAUUCAGUCCAAUAAAUGAUAAAAAUUUCCUCUUGUGGUUUAUCAGUUUCCAAAAACAUGUUUCCUAAUGUAUUGAACGAGAUAAAUAUAUAUAUUUGUUAAAUUUUAAGGACAUUUUGAUUUUUUUGGUGUUUAGUGGUAAGUGAAAUAAACAUUUCAGCUCCAAAAAAAUGAAUUUUCUGACCAUAAUUUGUGGUUUUAGGCAUUAAAGGGCCAGUGUUAAAAGACGACAAAGCUGUCAGUUCAGACAUCAUACCCCCUUUUUAAGCAUCAGAUAGCGAAUAACAUCAUAAUCAUAUAUGAUAAUAUAUUAUCAUAUAUGAUAAUUAUAAUCCAAUCUGUUAUAAUGUGGGAGAUCUGCUAUUUGACCUACACUGCAACUGGACUGUAGAGAGAGCUUCAAAUGUUUUGUCCUCACUUUUGUAGAGCUGUCUAAUCUUUAGACAAAAGAUGAUAUAUCAAGGCGACAUUAUGGAUAAAAUUAUAGAAUUUGAUUGUUAAAUAAUUAUAAUAACCUGGUUAAAUCAGUUGAAAGACAGCUUCAGAAGCAAGUGGUUGACGUUUUUGCUUGUUGCAGUGCUGUAGUAAGACUGGUUUUAUUCUAAAGGGUUUAUUAUGUCUGCCAAUUGUGUUCCAUAAAAUUGGAGCCAAUACAGUAAAAUCUACCCGGUCGGUUUCUUAUUGUUGAAUAUUUUUCAUUUAUAUUUGUGGCCCAACGGAAGCUCACCCUUGUAUGGAGGCACGCAAUUUGUCUUUGUUGAUAAUCUGCUUGUAUUAUACUGUAUAUUAUACAUGUAUAUUCCACCUAUCCUUUCUGAUUUGUUGUAGAAUGUGGAAAGAUUUUCAAGAUGUAUUUUUAACUAGUGCACUAUUUACACUAUUUACAAUAUCAUAAUGCCUACAGGUGUGUUUAUUGAUCACAUUUUUUUUCUCAUCUGUGUAUCAGAGUUACAGGAAGAAGAGAGGCUCCUGGAGGCCCAAUGUCAGCAGGUAGAAAACCGCUUAGCUGAGCGUGAGUGUACCUUGGGAGAGCUUCGUAAGGAGCUCAGUCACAAGGGGGUUUUAGUUGGAGCUCUCAGAGCGAAUCUCAAGGAAAAGGAGCGCCAUUUCCUGGAAGAGCUGAAACGCCGCAGCCACUGUUCCACCAUCCUCAACACAGAGCUGCAGAAACAAACAGAGGCAGCAGCAUACCUUUCCUUCCAGCUGCAUGCUGCCAGGCAGAAACUACACCACCAGCGGAUGCAGCAGAGGCAGGGACUCCUCAGCAGAGCAAACAGGCAGGGGGCCCAGUAUGGCGCCGAGCAGAACUCAGUUUCUUCUCCUCUGAUGCCGGCAGGGGCAUCACCUUCCUCCCCUGUGGUCAAACCCAAGCGUAAGAGUGUGAGGUCAUCUUUGAGAGUGGAGCGUGCUCGGGAGUGUGUACCCAUAGAAAAAGUGAUGGGGCCAGCGGAGCCUACAGCCAUGCCAGACCCUGCACUCUUCCUCCACCCGAGAAGGCACAGGGCUCGAUCCCGGCACACAGUGGCACAGAGACAGCCUCCGCUGGGCCUGGAGAGGGAGGAUGAGGAGGGAGGUGGAAGGGAGGGGCCAGUGGAGCCCCAGGAAGAAGCCUCCAGACUGGUUUCUUCAGCUGCAGCGCCCCCUGCUGCUGAGACAAAGGCAGAUUAG